AUGUCCGGCUACGACCGACACAUCACUAUCUUCUCCGACCAGGGUCGCUUGUAUCAAGUCGGUAUGUUCUUUGACCCCACCCUCAAAAAACUCCAGCUCUGCGAAAACCCCCCCCCAAAAUCGGCCAACACCUCGUUAUUAUCGACCACCACUGACAACCAAAUCUACUCUCCAGAAUAUGCGUUCAAGGCCAUCACCUCUGCCAACAUCACCUCCAUCGGUAUUCGAGGCAAGGACUGUGCCGUUGUGCUCUCUCAGAAGAAAGUUGCCGACAAAUUGAUCGACCCUUCCUCCGUUUCACAUGUGUUCAGAAUCUCUCCUUCUGUGGGCUGUGUGAUGACUGGAUCGAUAGCAGAUGCUCGCGCUUCCGUCGACCGGGCCCGUGGUGAGGCUGCGGAGUUCCGCUACAAGUUCGGAUAUGAGAUGCCCUGUGACGUUCUCGCAAAGCGAUUGGCAAAUAUCAACCAGGUCUACACACAACGCGCCUACAUGCGACCACUCGGCGUUGCCACAACCCUGAUCUCCGUUGACGAUGAGAACGGUCCCUCGCUCUACAAAUGUGACCCGGCCGGAUACUACGUUGGGUACAAGGCCACAGCCUCGGGUCCCAAGCAGCAGGAGGCGCUGAACUACCUCGAGAAGAAGCUGAAGAACAAGGAUUGUGCGCAGGGCAACUGGGAAGAAGUAGUGGAGCUGGGCAUCACUGCCCUCAGCAAUGUGCUGAGUGUCGACUUUAAGAAGCACGAGCUGGAGAUUGGCAUUGUGGGCGGACCCAAGGCAGAUGGCGAGAGCACCACGACAGGGUUCCGUGCCUUGACGGAGGAAGAGAUUGAUGAACGGCUACAGGCCAUCGCUGAGAAGGACUAA
Molecule: messenger RNA, 867 nt
Organism: Penicillium maclennaniae
Lineage: Eukaryota; Fungi; Ascomycota; Eurotiomycetes; Eurotiales; Aspergillaceae
Gene: prs2
Product: proteasome core particle subunit alpha 1
Exons: 4
Coding region: 1-867 (288 amino acids)
Cellular component (GO): proteasome core complex, alpha-subunit complex; cytosol; nucleus
Source: RefSeq, a predicted model, not a curated record